CCUGCCCUCAUGCCGGCACCUCCGCGCCGGCGGCGGCCGCGGCCGCCACGCCGCCCAGGACGUCGCCCGCCUGCUCCGGCGGCGCGGCUGUGGGGCCUCUGGACGGCCCGGCGGCGGCCUCCGCGGGCCGCGGCGGCCCGCGCGCCAUCGCCAGGAGCGCCGCCAGGGCGCAGAGCGCGGCGAGCAACCGCGGCCCUAACGGAUCUCGACUGGCACAGCCAGCGCGGCAUCGCGGACCGCACGUCCUCCUUUUGGGGGAGCCGGAGUGCAACGGGAGCUCCCGGUGCGGCCCGGGGUCCGCCCUCCGCUUCAUGGCGCCACCCCGCGCCGCCCCAUAUGCCCCGCGUGCCGUGCGCGGGCUCACCGCGGAGCUGGGCUGGAG
This is a messenger RNA of Prorocentrum cordatum, 382 nucleotides long. NCBI's taxonomy places the organism in Eukaryota, Dinophyceae, Prorocentrales, Prorocentraceae. The record is from the annotation of a GenBank genome assembly.